AUGGGCGCGGACAGACGCGCUUUCCUUUCCGUCUGCCAAGUCUCGGGCCGCCCCGUGUCCUCGGCCCCGUGGCGCUGCAUCCGCACGCCCGGCGCCCAGGCCGGCUGCAGGAGGCGCGGGAGCAGCGGGGACCGGUCGGGGGGCGCCGGGCACGCACCGGGCGCCCCCGGCCGCUCUCCCCCGGCGCGGCGGCCAAGAGGCCCCGGAGCCCGGGGGUCCCGCGUUCCCGCGCUCCGCCACCACGUGCGGCUGUCCGGCCGGCCGAGAGCGGGGGCCGCGCCCACCCCCGGCCAGCGCGGGGACCGACUCGGCCGGACCCGCCCGCGCCUGGACGCCGAGUCGCGCGCCCCGCCUCCGCGGGCGGGCCCCGCGGACGCCCCGCCCGGCCCGCCUGCGCCUGCGCGCCCGCCGCUCCCGCCGCGCAUCCUCGGCUGCGGGGACGCGGCCCCGCGGCCGCCCCCCGCCGCGAGCGCGGGCCCCGGCGACGCGCGGCGCCUGGCGCCCCCGGGGCGGAACCCCUUCGUGCACGAGCUGCGCCUCGGCGCGCGGCACAAGGCCCAGCUGCUCCUGAUGUCGCUGACCCUCUUCCCCGUGCGGCUGCUGCUGGCUGUCCUCAUGAUGCUGCUGGCCUGGCCCCUGGCCCUUCUCGCCUCGCUGGGACCUGAGGACCAGGAGCCCCCCACAGACCCCGCCCUGUGGCGGAAGGUGGUGGAUGUCCUGCUGAAGGCCAUCAUGCGCACCAUGUGGUUCGCCGGCGGCUUCCACCACGUGUCCGUGAAGGGGCGCCGGGCACCGCCCACCGAGGCCACCAUCCUCACGCUGGCCCCUCACUCCUCCUACUUUGACGCCAUCCCCGUCACCAUGACCAUGUCGUCCAUCGUCAUGAAGGCAGAGAGCAGGGACAUCCCCAUCUGGGGCACCCUGAUCAAGUACAUCCGGCCUGUGUUCGUGUCGCGCUCGGACCAGGACUCCCGGAGGAAGACGGUGGAGGAGAUUAAGAGGCGGGCCCAGUCCAACGGGAGGUGGCCGCAGAUAAUGAUCUUUCCAGAAGGGACUUGCACCAACAGAACGUGCCUGAUCACCUUCAAGCCCGGUGCCUUCAUCCCGGGGGUCCCUGUCCAGCCCGUCGUGCUACGCUACCCCAACAAGCUGGACACCAUCACGUGGACAUGGCAGGGACCUGGCGCGCUGGAGAUUCUGUGGCUCACACUUUGCCAGCUGCACAGCCGUGUGGAGAUCGAGUUCCUGCCUGUGUACCACCCCUCGGAGGAGGAGAGGAAUGACCCGGCGCUGUAUGCCAACAAUGUGCGUCGCCUCAUGGCAGAGGCCCUGGGUGUCCCUGUCACCGACUACACCUUCGAGGACUGCCAGCUGGCCCUGGCUGAGGGACAGCUCCGCCUCCCCGUGGACACUUGUCUUCUGGAAUUCGCCAGGCUGGUGAGGGGCCUGGGGCUGAGGCCCGAGAAGCUGGAGAAGGAGCUGGACCGGUACUCCGAGCGCGCCCGGCAGCAGGGCGCUGUGAGGAUGGGGCUCCCCGAGUUCGCAGCCUGCCUGGGGGUGCCCGAGUCCCCGACCCUGCGCGACCUGCUGUGCCUGUUUGACGAGGGCGAAGACGGCAAGAUCGACCUGCGUGAGUACGUGGUGGCCUUGUCUGUCGUGUGCCGGCCAUCCCGGACCCUGGACACCGUCCAGCUGGCGUUCAAGAUGUACGGCCGCCCUGAGGAUGGCAGCAUCGACGAGGACACCCUGGCCCGCAUCCUGCAGACAGCCCUGGGGGUGGCCGAGCUGCGCGUGAGUGACCUCUUCCAGGCCAUCGACCACGAGGAGAAGGGCCGCAUCACGUUCGCUGACUUCAGCCGGUUUGCAGACGUGUGCCCCAACUUCGCCGAGGAGUACCUGCACGCAGAGCGCCGUGUGCCGGGCGCCCCCGCCCUCACCCCCAACGGCUUCUGUGCCGACUUCAGCCCUGACAGCUCGGAUGUGGCAGCACAGGCGCCUUCUGACAAGAAACUGGACUAGAUGGGAACCUUCUGGAGCCUGCUCCACCAGCUGCCCUGCCUGGGGCGGGGCCCAGCGGGGGCCCCCAGAGCCCGCGUCCUG
Molecule: messenger RNA, 2100 nt
Organism: Sorex fumeus (smoky shrew)
Lineage: Eukaryota; Metazoa; Chordata; Mammalia; Eulipotyphla; Soricidae
Gene: LPCAT1
Product: lysophosphatidylcholine acyltransferase 1
Exons: 15
Coding region: 1-2019 (672 amino acids)
Molecular function (GO): calcium ion binding
Source: RefSeq, a predicted model, not a curated record